This is a messenger RNA of Vicia faba (fava bean), 414 nucleotides long. The record is from the annotation of a GenBank genome assembly. Lineage: Eukaryota; Viridiplantae; Streptophyta; Magnoliopsida; Fabales; Fabaceae.
AUGGCAUUGGCAAAAGACAAAAAGAAGAAACAGAACCAAAAUACGGAGAACGGUGUGGUGAUCACACUCUACGUGGAAUCAUCACGAACUCGCUCAUCAAACAAGGAUCACACAAAGAAAACUAAACCAAAAGUUGAAUCAAAAACAACACGUGGCUAUGACCGUAAGGCUCAGCUUUUUGAAUACUCUAGAUACCUCAGAAAAAUCGAAGCCUCCCAAAAUGUUCAAACUCAAUCACAACCAAAAAUUAAGAAGCGUAAAUGGUCGCAAAUGACUCAAAGUUUAAGUUCAUUUUUUGAACCAAAGAAGAGAAAGUGCAAAGGAAACAAAUACUGUUACUUGUUUAUGAUGAAACUUAAGAGCAUGCUGAAAAAAUUGUCUUGCAAAGAGAUAGUAGUAAAGAAGAGCAAUUAA